Molecule: messenger RNA, 1419 nt
Organism: Arachis duranensis
Lineage: Eukaryota; Viridiplantae; Streptophyta; Magnoliopsida; Fabales; Fabaceae
Product: probable hydroxyacylglutathione hydrolase 2, chloroplastic
Exons: 8
Coding region: 121-1107 (328 amino acids)
Molecular function (GO): hydroxyacylglutathione hydrolase activity
Source: RefSeq, a predicted model, not a curated record
AGUUGAAAUUGAAAAUGAAUAAACGAAUGAAUGCAUGAAGAGGUGGAAGACAGUGUGGUGUGAAAAAGGAAGGAAACAGCAACUUGGUUUUCAACCAAACAAGAACAGUAGUAAACAUAGAUGCAGAUGCUCUCAAGGGCUUCAUCUGCCAUGGCCACCUUCCCUCCCUCUAGGGUGAGAAGUGGGUUUUGUAUGUGGCCAAAUGCAAGACAACUUUGCUUUAGAAAAGGCAUUCUGUAUGGAUUCAUGAGGUUGUUUUCUACACCAUUGAAAACGCUUCGGGUAGCUAGUCGUUCGAUCCGAGUAGGACGAUUUUGCAGUGUUGCCAGCAUGUCUUCCUCCUUGCAGAUUGAAUUGAUACCAUGCUUGAGAGACAAUUAUGCCUAUCUUUUGCAUGAUGUGAACACGGGUACUGUUGGUGUCGUCGAUCCUUCUGAAGCUGUGCCUAUCAUUGAUGCAUUGAGCAGGAAAAAUAUAAAUUUGACAUACAUACUCAACACUCACCAUCAUUAUGAUCACACUGGUGGAAAUGAAGAGUUGAAAGCAAGAUAUGGAGCAAAGGUGAUUGGUUCAGGAAUUGACAAGGAAAGGAUUCCUGGCAUUGAUAUCUAUUUGAAUGAUGGCGAUAAGUGGAUGUUUGCUGGCCAUGAGGUGCAUGUUAUGGACACACCUGGUCACACUCGAGGCCACAUAAGCUUUUACUUUCCUGGAUCUAAGGCGAUAUUUACCGGAGACACUCUGUUCAGCUUAUCGUGUGGCAAGCUUUUUGAAGGAACUCCUGAACAGAUGCAAUCGUCUCUUACAAAGAUAAUGUCCUUGCCAGACGAAACAAGCAUCUACUGUGGACAUGAGUAUACAUUGAGUAAUUCAAAGUUUGCACUGUCCAUUGAGCCUGGAAACAAGGAGCUUCAAUCGUAUGCUGCGCACGUAGCUUCCCUUCGAAGCAAGGGCAUGCCGACGAUUCCAACAACACUGAAGACGGAAAAGGCCACAAAUCCAUUCCUUCGAACGUCCAGCGCAGAAAUCCGGCGAGUAUUAAAGAUUGCAGAUACGGCCGACGAUGCAGAAGCCCUGGGCGUCAUUCGGCAAGCAAAGGAUAAUUUUUAGGAAAUCUUUAUUUUAAUUUCAAAACCCUGAAGAUACUUAUUCUGUAUAGGGUGAUAGGUUUAAUGAAUCCACUUGGGUCAUAAUAAUCUAAGCUUGAUGCUGUAUUCUCAACAUGAUUUUUGAGUUUAAAUUGUGAGUCAUUGUAAGGAAUUAGAUUAAGUAGUGUUGGCAUGAGGGUACAUGGAACUAAGGAAGUUGGAAGAGUAGCAUUUACACUCCCUCAUGCUAGCAUUGUUGGUUGGUGCUUGAAAAAGUUUCCUUGUAAAGUUAUCACUCCAUAUUUUCCAAUAAAAAAUCAACUCUUAAAAAUCA